AUGCUGAAAAUAGUAGUAGUUGGAGAUACAGGAGUCGGAAAAACUUCAAUCAUUAGAUCUUUCAUAUAAAAUACCUUUGAUUAGAACUACAGACCAACCAUUGGCGCCAAUUUUUUCUAAAAGUCUGUGCUAAUAUCUGGUCAGGACAUUAACUUGCAAUUCUGGGAUACGACUGGAUCCGAGCGAAUAAGAUCUUCAUUUGACAUAUAUUUGAGAGGGUGCUAUGGAGCUGUGCUUGUUGAGGACUAUAAUAAAUUCAGCAAUCCCCUCACCCAGCAUGAAAGUCUGAUGAAAUUAAAGGAAUGGCGCAGGCUAUUAGACUAGAAAACUCAGUUAUCAGAUGGUCGCCCGAUUCCACUGAUACUUUUGCUGAAUAAAGUCGAUUCGUGCGAGACCAAGACUUAGAGCACAGAUACCAAGAGCAAAGAUGAGCCAUCUUACAAGGCAUAGGAUCACGACGAUAGUGAUAAAUACCUGAUCUAAGGUACUGCUAGAGGAACUUUGACAGAAGAUUACUCGUGUGACCAGCAAAUUGAAACUUAGAAACUUAAAGAAAUUUUAAAAAUUGACUUGAUGUUCAAAACGUCAGCCAAGACUGGUGAGAAUAUAAAGAAGGCCUUUGGAAUUCUGGUAAAAGAAAUUCUAAAAGAAGGAUCCUACAUUGAGAGGUAGGAGGAGAUGAACAAGAGCAAUACUUACUUGACAAAUUGCAAAAGCUCUCUAUUCAUGACUAGUAAUAGGAUAGAAACAGAUAUCUGUAUAAACAAAAAAAGCAUAAAACUAUGCAAGAAAUAUUCCAAUUCAAUAAGCCAAAAUGACAGCAAAGUGUGCUGCAGUAGAAAUAAAUGCUAUAACUGA
Stylonychia lemnae is the source of this 858-nucleotide messenger RNA. The record is from the annotation of a GenBank genome assembly. NCBI's taxonomy places the organism in Eukaryota, Ciliophora, Spirotrichea, Sporadotrichida, Oxytrichidae.